AAAGAGGAAAGUGUAUCAAAAAAUUGUGCAAAUUUCCAGACUUUCUUCUCUGUUCGAACACGAAGAAAGUUGAGAAGAAAUUCACUUUCUGUUCGAGGUACAUCCCUACCAACCACUGACUCCGAGUGAUUUAGAUCUAAACUCUAUCUCCGAUUCUCCGUUACUCUCAGUCUCUCGUUCGUCGCCGACGCUGUUGCUUGCCGCAUCUGUCAAACUCCAUCGCCAUCGCUACAGAGUGAGCUCGCCGCAUCUGGUUACUGGACUUGUCCGUUGAGGAAUUAUGCCCAAGAAUGACAAUAUGCUGAUGCCUUUGGUGUCCAUAAUUUCACAGACAAAGAAAGAUCUUUAGCUUGGUCGCUUUUGAAAAGUGAACUAAUUCCCAGCCUUCACCACAAUGGCCGUCUUCUCUGCCACCAGUAGGGCCGAUGUCGGGUUUUUACAUCAAAAUGGCUCCAUUCCGUGCAUAAAUGACAGCCUAGGCGAUGACGAGCUUCGGGCCAUUUUACUUAAGCUGGAAAACGACAAAGAUAAGGAGAUAUUUGGACUAGUUUGUAAACGAUGGCUUCACUUGCAAAGCACCGAAAGACGCAAGCUUUGUGCUCGGGCCGGACCCCACAUGCUCCGGAGAAUGGCGGCUCGGUUCACUCGUUUGGUCGAACUUGAUCUCUCUCAGUCCACUUCCAGGUCUUUCUACCCUGGUGUCACUGACUCUGAUCUUUCCGUAAUUGCCACGGCUUUCUCAUGCCUCAGAAUCCUCAUUCUUCAGAAUUGUAAAGGUAUAUCAGAUAUAGGUAUGAAAGCAAUCGCUGCUAAUCUCCCUUAUCUGCAGUCAUUAGAUGUUUCAUAUUGUAGGAAACUAAGAGACGAGGGGUUGUCUGCUGUGGCUCAGGGCUGUCGUGACCUGAGAGUCUUACAUCUUUCUGGCUGCAGAUUUGUGACGGAUUCAUUGUUAAGAACUCUUUCUGACAACUGCAAUAACCUAGAAGAAUUGGGUUUGCAAGGAUGCUCAAGCAUAACCGAUUCUGGUCUUGUGCUUCUUGUUCAAGGCUGUUGGAGGCUGAAGAACUUAGAUGUAAACAAAUGCAGCAAUGUUGGUGAUAUAGGGGUAACUAGUGUCUCUAAAGCUUGUGCUUCUUUGAAGACAUUGAAGUUGUUGGACUGCUAUAAAGUUGGAGAUGCAUCCAUAUUAUCCUUGGCCAACUUCUGUGGGGAUCUUCAGAAUUUAAUAAUUGGUGGUUGCCGCGACGUAUCUGACGAGUCCCUCAAGCAAUUGGCAGUUGCUUGUAGCAACAGUCUUAAGAAUCUUAGGAUGGAUUGGUGUUUAAACAUUUCUGAUUCUUCCAUAGAGUGCAUACUUCAAAAUUGCAAGAAGCUUGAGAUGCUUGAUAUAGGUUGCUGUGAAGAGGCGACAGAUGCUGCAUUUCAGGGACUUGGAGGUGGACUCUUCGAGCUUCAUUUGAAGAUUUUGAAGGUUAGUAACUGUCCAAAGAUCACGGUAGUAGGGAUUGGCAAUCUAUUGAAGUCGUGCAACUCUCUCAAAUAUCUUGAUGUACGGUCAUGCCCUCAUGUUACUAAAGCGGAUUGUGAUCAGGCCGGAUUGCAGUUUCCUGAAACUUGUAAAGUUAACUUUACUGGGAGUUUGACUGAGCCUGAGGUGUUAUUCUAGAUUGGAAACUAAGGACUCUGGUGUUGGUGUUACAACUUUGAUUGAAUAUUUGAGAAACCUUAACUAGAUUUUAGAGGUCUCCCGUUGUGUCUCAUCUGUCCGACACUUUGAGUUUCACUUGGUAUAAGGUGGCUUUAAACGUCUAGUGCUUUUGGCUUAAGUUUAUUGUCCAACCUUACUGUAAUAUGCAUAAAACAAUUCUAAAUUAGUCUUGAUCUUCUGAUUUGCAAUGUUGAGGUAUAUUCUUUCCAUAUAAGGAGUAGAAAUCUGAGUAAAGGAUUUUCUGUAA
This is a messenger RNA of Coffea arabica (coffee), 1955 nucleotides long. RefSeq lists its product as uncharacterized. The record is from RefSeq and is a predicted model, not a curated record. Gene Ontology annotation, biological process: SCF-dependent proteasomal ubiquitin-dependent protein catabolic process. Gene Ontology annotation, cellular component: SCF ubiquitin ligase complex. Gene Ontology annotation, molecular function: protein binding. NCBI's taxonomy places the organism in Eukaryota, Viridiplantae, Streptophyta, Magnoliopsida, Gentianales, Rubiaceae.